GCCACCGGGGCGCGGAUGGUACUCGCCCGGCGGGGUUCCGGCAAAACUAGAUUCGCCGGGAGCGUCCCGCCAGCUGCGGAGCCGGUCCAGAGGACUCGCCCCGACGCCAAGAAGUACCCCGACGAGCGACCCGGGGGGACUGGCGGAGGCUGCGGGCAGGGAAGGGGGCAUGAGGCAGAGAGCCCGGGGCUGUGCGCUAAGCAGAAGGACCCGCGCCCACGUCACGCAGUCGGUCGGUCGGGGAUGGAGGUCACCUGGACUGUCCGUUUAUUGCUGCUGGUGGGUGGCUGCUUCUCGCUGCCGCCGGCGCCGGCGGAGCCCAUCUGCCCGGAGCGCUGCGACUGCCAGCACCAGCAGCACCUCCUUUGCACCAAUCGCGGAUUGCGCGCGGUGCCCAAGACCAGCGCCCUGCCCAGCCCCCAGGAGGUGCUGACCUACAGCCUCGGGGGCAACUUCAUAGCAAACAUCACGGCUUUCGACUUCCACCGCCUGGCGCAGCUGCGGCGCCUGGACCUGCAGUUCAAUCAGAUCCGCUCCCUGCACCCCAAGACCUUCGAGAAACUCUCGCGGCUGGAGGAGCUCUACCUGGGCAACAACCUGCUCGAGGGCCUGGCCCCGGGCACGCUGGCCCCUCUGGCCAAGCUGCGCAUCCUCUACGUGAACGGCAACGAGAUCGGCAGGCUGAGUCGGGGUUCCUUCGACGGGCUGGAGAGCCUCGUCAAGCUCAGGUUGGACGGCAACUCCCUGGGCUCCCUGCCCGACUCGGCUUUUGCGUCCCUUGGCAAUCUACUCUACCUGCACCUGGAGGCCAACCGCAUCCGCUUCCUGGGCAAGAACGCCUUCGCGCACCUGGGCAAGCUGCGCUUCCUCAACCUGUCGGGCAACGAGCUGCAGCCGUCCCUGCGACACGCGGCCACUUUCGGGCCCCUUCGCUCGCUCAGCACCCUCAUCCUGUCGGCUAACAGCCUGCAGCAGCUGGGCGGCCGCGUCUUCCAGCACCUGCCCCGGCUCGGCCUCCUUUCCCUGAGCGGUAAUCAACUGGCUCACCUGGCACCCGAGGCCUUCGUGGGACUGGGCGCCCUGCGGGAGCUGCGUCUUGAGGGCAACCGGCUGCGGGAGCUGCCCUCGGCGCUGCUGGACCCGCUGGGCAGCCUGGAGACUCUGGACCUGAGCCGCAACGAGCUCUCGGCGCUGCACCCGGCCGCCUUCCGCCACCUGUCCCGGCUGCGCGAACUCAACCUACGGGACAACGCUCUUGGCUGGCUGGCCGGAGACAUCUUCUCCGCCAGCCCGGCCCUCUACCGUCUGGACCUAGACGGCAACGGCUGGACCUGCGACUGUCGCCUGCGCGGCUUGAAGCGCUGGAUGGGCCAUUGGCACUCGCAGGGCCGCCUGCUCACUGUGUUCGUGCAGUGCCGUCACCCGCCGGCCCUGCGCGGUAAGUACCUAGACUAUCUGGACGACGUGCAGCUGCAGAACGGCUCCUGUCUUGACCCUGCCGCCUCCUCCCCCCAGCCCUCUUUCCGGACCGCAGUCCCGACAGCGGCUGGCGCCAGGGAGGAGCAGGGGGCGCCCUCUCUUGGUGGUCUUGGGAAACCCCAGCCCCAAACACAACAGCAGCGCUGGCGCACCCUCCCCGGGGUGACCUGGGACGAGGGGGCUGGGGCACACAGCAGCAACCAGAGCGGCCUGAGGCUUGGCCGUCGCGGUCCCGGCCUCCAGCAUCCAUCCCCCUCCACGGCAACUACACUUCAACUGUCCCCACCAGUGGAUCUGUUGGAAAAACCCGAGGGGACGCACCCAAGCUGGGAAGAUAACGGCCCCUUCGUGUCUACCCCGAGCUUCCAGAGAGACGCCCCGUCUAGCUCUGCCCCAUCGCCUGCCAGCGACUCCUGGCAGAGGGUGGAGAAGCAGCGCCUGGCCGCGAAGCAUCAGGAGUGGGCCGCCCCGUCAAUUGCCCAGGAGAUGCCGCCCCCCCUGGUGUCGGACCCCUGCGACUUCAACAAAUUCAUCCUUUGCAACCUAACGGUGGAGGCGGUGGGCACAGAUACCGCCACCGUGCGCUGGGCUGUCCGCGAGCACCGCAGCCCACGGCCGCUGGACGGCGCCCGCUUCCGUCUGCUCUUCGACCGCUUCGGUCAGCAGCCCAAAUUCCACCGUUUUAUCUACCUGCCUGAGCGAAGUGACACCGCCACGCUGCGGGAGCUGCGAGGGGACACCCCCUACCUGGUGUGCGUGGAGGCCGUGCUCGGGGGCCGGGUCUGCCCAGUGGCUCCCCGGGACCACUGCGCUGGGCUGGUCACUCUGCCAGAAGCCGGGCACGUCGGGGGUCGAGCCGGGGGCGUCGACUACCAGUUGCUGACUCUGGUCCUUCUAGCCGUCAACGCUCUGUUGGUGUUCCUGGCACUGGCGGCCUGGGCAUCCCGCUGGCUGCGGAGGAAGCUGAGGGGCCGCCGGAAAGGGGGAGCCCCAGUCCACGUGCGUCACAUGUAUUCCACCCGACGGCCUCUUCGCUCCAUGGGCACCGGGGUGUCGGCAGACUUUUCUGGUUUCCAGUCCCACCGGCCUCGUACCGCGGUGUGUGCCCUGAGUGAGGCGGACCUCAUCGAAUUCCCCUGUGACCGCUUCAUGGACAGUGGGGGUGGCAGCGGAGGGAGCAGGAGGGACGACCAUCUCAUGCAACGCUUUGCUGACUGAGGCCCAGGUGCCAGGGGUGAGGAGUGGGGCCAGGGAACGCUGGGGAUUCCGUGGGGCAAACUCUCUCCUCUACGCUUCCCCACUGGGGAGCUCCUGUAGCUCAAACCCUCCCUUUGUGCCCCAUUAUUAUUGGGGCCUCCCGCCCGCAGUAUAUGGAGUUCUAGACUGUCCAAGCCAGAAAGAACUGGGGCCUAGCUAGUGUAAAGCGCUAUGGUCACGGCAGGCUGGGUGACAUCUGAUAUGUGAAGGGACUGGGACCACUUCUUUUGUUGCAUCCCCAAAGUAUCAAUUUCGGUUCUGUUUGAGUCAAAAUUAGGCUUCUAACACGGCUGGAUUUCCCUCCUCCUCGUGGCCAGAGGCCAGGCAGAAGGCCUUUGGCCAAGGCUUUGUGUUUAAUCAGAAACUCUAGAAAGCCCUCGAGAAAGACACACCUUUGUUUUCUUUUUAAAAACAGAAGGAACUUCAGAGCCUCUCUGGGAGGUCAAGGCUAUAGCCCUUUCUGGCCCUGGAAUCCCUGUGGAUGCUAGGAAGAGGUGGGGAAACUUCUCUCCUCAGGCACCAUAUUCCUGUUUGCUGAGGCAUCAUUCAGAUGUUUUUUGGAUUCUAUCUGCUGAGAUAAAUACACACGAAUUCUUUUAAACUGUGAAGAAGACUCUGUCAGUCCUGACAUUGAACCACCUCCAGCAGACCACUAAUGAGCACCUGGUUGUUGUUGGGUGUUUUUUUUUGGGGGGGGGAGGGUCGGGUUAAGCCAUGCUUGGCAUGAAGUCUUUUAAAAUUUGAUAAUGAAAUAACAAAGUAGUUAAACUUUGGGAAUAUGACUUAAGGCUGCAUACUUUCCUUGGAGCAAGUUCGAGAAGAGAUGGAUGGAUGCCUUACCUGUGGUUGGAGAUCAGACUUCUCUGUCUGGGUUUGUCUAUCUCCUCUUACCUGCCUGAGGCAAAGGAAGAUGCAAUGGCUGUCUGGAUGCCUGCAGCUGACUUGAUCACUGGGAAGCAUCUGGUUAGCUCCUCAGGAUCACUGUAUCUCUAACAGCUGGCAUUAGAAUAAACAUCAUGGGUGGGUAUUUGAUCACGGAUUCUACAGAAAUCAUCCACAUGACCUGGUUCCCAUUAGUUUGUAGUUAGAAGAUAAACCUAAUUCCAUAAUUGUAGAGGCAAGUGAAGAGACUAACUCUUCUUCACUGAUUUGCAGCUAUGAGUGAGCUAUUCGAUGCCUUACUAGAUAUUGAAUGGGAGAAGCUAUGGACACCAUAUGAAAUAACCCUGUGCCAAUGAGUGUCUCUCUACUAAAACCAGCAGAUUCUUCUAAGGGUUUAGAACUCACUGUGAAAGAAUUAUUAUUAUUUUUUAAAUUAACCCAUACACUAAAUGUCCAGUGUUUGACUCUGCUAUUGAAUAUUGAUAAAGUUACAUCCUAGCUUUUAGAAAAUACUUGUAGUCUUUUUUUAAAAAGUCUGUUUUUGUUUCCCAAUCUUAGGGUAAAACUCUUUAACCUCGGAGAUCCUUAACUUUAUGGGAUUAUUAUUCCUUCCUUUGUAUUUACCCAAGUCUGAGUCUGACACUAAAUAUAGUGCUUUGCUUUACGUGAAUAAUUCUGUGUGUGUGUGUGUGUGUGUGUGUGUGUGUGUGUGUGUGUGUGUGUGUGGUCUGGGAAUAUUGUCCAUUAGAGGUACAAAACUGUGGAUCUCUUUCACGUGAGGAUGCUAUGGAGACCAGGAGACUGGUGCUGUCUCCUUUUUUGAUCUUUUUGUUGAGUGCCUUUAAAACUUCCUGGGGGUCUAGAUGACUCAGGGAAUCAGCUCCUGUCCAGGGUAUCACAUUGGGUCCAGAUGGGCCUGGACUGACAGUGCUGCCAUCUAGUGGCUAUUCUAGGGACCAUGGAACAAAGAGGCCACUAACCCUUAUCUCAGCUUCAUUCAUUCAUCCAUGUCUGAGCAGCUUUUCCAGAGAGCCCAGAAGAGCAUCUGCUAGGCCUCCCUUCCCAUUCCACACGGGGAAGCUUGUGUUGGUUCUUUCAUUCCAACACCUUUCAGAUUUUUUCAUUCUAUGUUUUUCUUCCCAUCAGACCUUCUGACUCUCAUCCAUUUCUUUUGCUUACAAUUAUAAUCAUGAGCCUCAAAGGAAGACUGAAAGAACAGACCAUUCCUGUAUUAAUUAGCAAGGCAUGUAUCCCAUUCAGAAUCUUCACCCUGGCUCAUCUUCCAAUAGGAAGUGCACCCAUGCUGUACGUGUUUAUGGUUAGCUAUGUCAAUAAACCCAU
This is a messenger RNA of Dromiciops gliroides (monito del monte), 4959 nucleotides long. RefSeq names its product TLR4 interactor with leucine rich repeats (gene TRIL). The record is from RefSeq and is a predicted model, not a curated record. Gene Ontology annotation, molecular function: protein binding. The transcript has a single exon. Lineage: Eukaryota; Metazoa; Chordata; Mammalia; Microbiotheria; Microbiotheriidae. Bases 16 to 2697 code for a protein of 893 amino acids.